Molecule: messenger RNA, 1656 nt
Organism: Acanthisitta chloris (rifleman)
Lineage: Eukaryota; Metazoa; Chordata; Aves; Passeriformes; Acanthisittidae
Gene: COL9A2
Product: collagen, type IX, alpha 2
Exons: 28
Source: RefSeq, a predicted model, not a curated record
GGUGACAAAGGUCCUGCUGGAGCCCCUGGCUCCCCGGGUGUCAAGGGGGAGCCUGGAGCUCCUGGGCCUGAUGGUCCCCCAGGGAAGCCUGGCAUUGAUGGCCUGACAGGAGCAAAAGGGGAACCAGGACCUAUGGGUGGGCCAGGACUGAAGGGCCAGCCUGGACUGCCAGGACCUCCAGGGCUCCCUGGUCCUUCACUGCCAGGACCUCCUGGGCUUCCAGGCCAGGUUGGGCUUCCUGGAGAGAUUGGAGUGUUGGGACCCAAGGGUGACCCUGGCCCUGACGGCCCUCGGGGUCCUCCAGGCCCUCCAGGCAAACCUGGCCUCCCAGGACACAUCCAAGGACUGGAAGGCAGUGCUGAUUUCCUGUGCCCAACCAGUUGCCCCCCAGGCCCCAAGGGCCCUCAGGGACUGCAGGGACUGAAGGGCCACAGAGGUCGUCCUGGAACUCUUGGGGAACCUGGAAAACAGGGAGGGCAGGGCCCCAAGGGUGAUGUUGGUGUCUCUGGAGAACAAGGAGUCCCAGGCCCUCCGGGACCACAGGGCCUGAGGGGGUACCCAGGGAUGGCAGGACCCAAGGGAGAGACAGGUCCUGCUGGCUACAAGGGCAUGGUGGGCACCAUCGGAGCAGCUGGGCGACCUGGCAGGGAAGGCCCCAAGGGACCACCUGGGGAUCCUGGUGAGAAGGGAGAUCUGGGUGGCCGUGGCAUCAGAGGACCUCAGGGAGAUAUUGGCCCCAAGGGGGAGAAUGGUCUCCCUGGCAUCGAUGGCAAGGAUGGCACCUCAGGUAUCCCAGGUGUGAAGGGCAGUGUGGGCCAGGCUGGACAGCCAGGAAUUCCAGGACACCGAGGACAAGCUGGCUUGCCAGGCCAGCCAGGGAGCAAAGGUGGCCCAGGAGACAAGGGGGAAUCAGGUGCUCGAGGCCAACCUGGAGUCACUGGUGCUCCAGGGCAGCUUGGUGAGCCUGGACCUCGGGGUGAGCAGGGACCACAGGGUGUCCCUGGCUUGAAGGGUGACAGGGGAGAGCGUGGCCUCGUGGGUCCCCCUGGGGAGCAGGGGAGAGUGGGGCCAAAGGGUGAGCAGGGCCCACCAGGGAUCCCAGGAUCCCAAAGCUUGCCAGGAAUCAAAGGAGACAAGGGCUCCCCAGGGAAAACUGGUCCCAAAGGCAACACUGGUGAUCCUGGUGUUCAUGGCCUGGCAGGGCUGAAAGGAGAGAAGGGUGAAUCAGGAGAGCCAGGGCCAAAGGGACAGCAAGGCAUCCAGGGAGAGCUUGGCUUCCCUGGCCCCACAGGAGAUGCAGGAGCCCCUGGAGUCAGAGGGUACCCAGGUCCCCCAGGCCCUCGGGGGCUGGUGGGGGAGCGUGGAGUGCCAGGGAUGCCAGGGCAGAGGGGCAUGGCGGGCAGGGAUGCUGGGGACCAGCACAUCGUGGACGUGGUCCUGAAGAUGCUGCAAGAGCAGCUGGCAGAGGUGGCAGUCAGUGCCAAGAGAGCUGCCCUGGGUGGAGUGGGUGCCAUGGGACCCCCUGGACCUCCUGGGCCCCCUGGACCUCCUGGUGAGCAGGGCCCACAUGGCCCCAUGGGACCUCGGGGUGUCCCAGGAAUCCUGGGGGCUGUUGGGCAGAUUGGCAACCUAGGACCUAAAGGUAGGUGAUGAGGG